UUACUAUAACAAUAGCUUGCAAAUAAAUAUGAAAGGAUCACAUAAAGGAUUACUUAUGAAACAAAAUUUUGUAAAAUAUUUAAAUAUCAAACAAUAUUUUUUCACAACAGCAACAUAAAUUAAGUGAAAUGUCGUUGUUGCGUCUAAGCAAUGGCAGUGUAAUAAAAAAAAAACCGCAAGACGCCCUCAAAAUUUAAUAAAUACUCCCACCUAACGAAUGCAAAUUCAAGUCGACUAGGCCAAAAAUAAAAAAACAAAAGAAAAAGAAACCUUCUCUUAUAAGGUGAAACAAAAAUCAUCACUUUAUGACUAAUAAAGUAUUUAAGAAACGAUGUGAAUAAUAUUACCAACAGAACUUAACCCGCUUUAGUUAACACUUAAUGAAGAUAAAUCAUAUUCAAAUUUUCUUAAAUUAGACCAACGGAAAUUCCGAAAUUAUUCUUACACAUAUAUAUUUAUGUAUUUGCAUUGGUGGUUUAUGUGAGGCAAUAACCGCAAUAAAUGUAAGUGCAUUGCAAAGCAAUUAUAAAACUUGGCCGUUGCGUUAUCAAUUAUUGUUGAUAAUACCACACAAGUGUAAAAAGUUUCGAUGGAGUCUACUAGUAAAGCUGUUUCUAAAUUUAGUGAUGUUGACGAAUAUGGCUUCAAACGUAAUGAACAGUUCGAUUACAAAUCGUAUGAAUUGUUUAUGUCUAGCUACUUGAAAACAUUAGCCAAACGUCGCAUUAAAUGGGAAAGAAUUUUACAAGAAAAUAUUGAUCUCACAACUGUUACAGCUAAACUUAAACGAUAUAUACGCAAAGGUAUUCCAGGUCCUUACCGUCCUAACGUUUGGAUGCAAAUUUCGGGUGCUUAUAAAUUGCAGCAACGCUCACCGGGUCUCUACAAUAGUUUGUUGAGAGAAACAAAUCAUGAAAAAGAAAUCAGUGAUUCCAUAUCAAUUGAUCUACCUCGAACAUUUCCGGACAAUAUAUUUUUCGACUCCAAAAAAGAGCGUCUUUAUAAUAUCUUGGUAGCCUACGCUCAUCAUAACCGUGAGGUUGGCUAUUGUCAAGGUUUAAAUUAUAUCGCUGGUCUCUUGCUGCUGGUAACUGAUGACGAAGAGAAAUCAUUUUGGCUUUUGAAACAUAUGAUAGAGAAUAUAGCACCGCAAUAUCAUACAAAAAAUAUGGCAAAUUUAUUAAGAGAUAUGGCGGUAUUUAAAGAAUUGAUAAUUAGGAGAAUACCAGCUGUCAACAAGCACAUCGAAAAAUUAGGAUUACCUUAUGCUGUUAUAGCCAGCAAAUGGUUCAUAUGUAUAUUCGCUGAAGUAUUGCCUGCUGAAACUGUAUUCCGUUUAUGGGAUUGCGUUUUUUCUGAAGGAUAUAAAAUAAUUUUUCGGGCUGCUUUAAAUAUGUUUUUAACGCACAAGACGGCCAUUUUAGCUUGCGAUGACAUCGGAGCUUUGGCGAAUUUUUUCCGUGAGACUUUAAUACAUGACGAUAUUGUAACCAACUGCCAUACCUUUUUGCAAAGUAUGUUUAAUUUGCGUUUGAAACGCAACGAGCUAGAGGGUCUACGCAAAAUAUGUGUAGGACGUAAUAAUACUUAGAAAGAAAGCAUUACGAUAUUGUUAUAUAGUUGAAUAUUACCAGUUGUUUCCAAAGGAAAUGAAUAUUUAUACUCUUCCAUAUCUUUACCAUACAUGUAAAUGGAAUUUUUGGAAAAAAAUUCAGUUUUUUUAAAAUUUUUUUUUUUUUUAUAGAUAUCAACGAGAAUAAUUGUUGCAUCAGCUGUGCAUAGGGUAACGCCGUCCAGUAGAAAAUAAACGUCGCCUAAAUCCAAAGCAUAAAUUCCAGGAUAAAAAGAAAUAAGCAAUUCGGCAUUCCCACUUGGUCGUUUAAGCCCUCCGAAGUCGAGCGAUUCAAGCAUCCGUUAAUUACUAUGGUCAAACCAGUAGCAUUUCCGAAAAAGCAAGGCGCAAUUGCACAUGUAUUUCAAACUGUCUCUGGGUCAUUUCUUUCGAUUUUUUAAAGUCGCACAUCUUGCUUCUUUACGUAUAUAGACAUCUUAAAACUAGCCUUAUUGCUCAGAAAAACUUAAAAAAUGGUUUUUCUACUUUGUUAUCUGCCAGUUGUUGCUCAUGUUGAUAGUUAAAAAAAGGCGCUAAAUCUAAAACGACAGCUGUUGUUGAAAUACUGUAUGCUUUCUUCCAUUACUAAUGUUAGCAGUUGGGAUUCCUUAAGUUAUUUUGAGGUUCCAAAAAAAAUUUGUUUAUACCGAAAUUCUAAGCCAAUAUCUCAUAUGUGGAGGAAACGUUCAUCGAAAGUCAAUCAAUCAAUGUGCAAUGUUCCCGCGUAUUCAAAUACAGUAUUGGGUAGAGGAGGCAAGUUUUCUGUGUCGCCUAACUAUAAACUCCUGUAAAACGACUAUAAAGACUCGAGAUGGUUCAACGUAAAUAAAACGUUGAUAGAAGGGUUUUGCGAGGAAAACGGCGCAAGCGAAAACUAUAUUGGAUGCUUGACAAAUUGUGUCUGUUUGUUCCAGAGCAGCUUGAAAAGAUAAUGUUCGGUAAUAGCCCUUGCCGUCUCAAUUAUGUUCAGCUAGAAGAAGAUAUAAUUCUACUCCGCCCAUUAAUAGCAGGUCCGAUAAUUUCUUGUACGACCGAACAUUUUUAGGGGAUAGGGAUGCACAAGAUUCUUUCCUCCGUUUGAGGCAAGUAGAACUAGAAAUCUCAUAAAAAGUACAUAUUGGGCUUAGAGUCGGAAUGGAAUUCUAACGCUUGUAAAAUCAAGAUAGAAAAACAAUUUUGCCUCUGUAAAGAUCACUUUUAUGAUCAGAUCUUACAAAAGUAUAUUAUGGGAAUAUUGCCAACAAUUUACAUUUACGGGGCUGUAAGUUGUAAGUAAGUGUAAGUGUUUGCACAGUGUAAGAUUUCGACGUGGAAACGGACCCAACUGGGUUAAUUACUCAAAGUUUAAGGAACUUUAUGAUUGCUACAUAAUUGCUUGGCACGAUAGGCGUUGUGUUGAUUCCCCAAAACGUCCCCUUCGCAACUUUUCUAUUCAAAAGUCCUUUUUAGUGGCGGUCUAGACGUUUUUCAUAACAACGUAAAUUCUUAUAUGGCUCUUGCAGAAGGUUUAAAAAUCAGUUCAAUACGAAUUUAACUUACCCACUUGUUCAGUAUAUAAACACAGUUAAGCAAACUCUAGGAAUUGUCGUAAGUAAAAUGUUUUCCUUAAAUCUAAUUAAUAAAAUAGUUGUAAUUAUUUAUUUUCUCAUUUGUAAGUGUGAUUUUUAUAUGUAUAAGUGCUACCUAGAUAUUAGUGUAUAAAACUUUGAGAAAAUCAAAAAUAAUGACACAAAAAAUAAACGAAUUUUAGCCAAAGCUAACCUAUAUAGAGAUAGCAAGAAAAAAGACUUGUAUACGAAUAAGUAAGCAAUUUUUCCUAAUGGCCAAAAAUGAAAAAAAUCGAUGGACGUUUGUUGACUUUCUUAGCUUAACCUGAAUGUGUGUUAAACGAGCUUUCAAUACCAAUUUUGCUUUGCUAGUACUAAUAUUUGUGUAAGAACAAAAGCUUAUCUUUAUCUUGUUUAAUAUUAAAUUUAAUUAUUUUUGUAUGUAAGCGAUUUGUAAAAAAAA
Messenger RNA from Glossina fuscipes, 3622 nucleotides. Its product is annotated as growth hormone-regulated TBC protein 1-A. The transcript is spliced from 6 exons. Bases 590 to 1591 code for a protein of 333 amino acids. Lineage: Eukaryota; Metazoa; Arthropoda; Insecta; Diptera; Glossinidae. The record is from RefSeq and is a predicted model, not a curated record.